Molecule: messenger RNA, 1780 nt
Organism: Ostrea edulis (European flat oyster)
Lineage: Eukaryota; Metazoa; Mollusca; Bivalvia; Ostreida; Ostreidae
Product: homeobox protein GBX-2
Exons: 2
Coding region: 233-1246 (337 amino acids)
Biological process (GO): regulation of transcription by RNA polymerase II; regulation of nervous system development
Cellular component (GO): nucleus
Molecular function (GO): RNA polymerase II transcription regulatory region sequence-specific DNA binding; DNA-binding transcription factor activity, RNA polymerase II-specific
Source: RefSeq, a predicted model, not a curated record
AUCAGUAUUUCAUUUCAUAAACCAACCUGCGAUAAUUCUUUAAUUGAUAUUAAUAGUGACAAUAUAACAUUUCCUUGGACGGAUCGACACUGACUUUCUAAGCUCAAAAAGACUCAGUUUACAAUGAUGGAAAGUGUUAAAAACCAAAAACAGAACUUUUGCAAACGAUAAUAAGAAUGGUGAUUUGAAAAAAAAAAACAACAACCGAUUUGUAAAGUAAGCAACCAACAGGAUGUCUCAGCCUUCCUCAGGAAUAGGAUCUUUUUCCAUUGAUUCCUUGAUAUCAAAUUCAACGACUUCCCCUCGCUUUGGACGCUUCUUCAGCAACAACAUGAUGUUCAUGCCGACAAGCUCCGUGCCAUCUUCUCCGCUAAACAUCUCGCCGGAGAUGACGUUCCCCUUCCAGCAUCUGAUGCACCAUCCAUAUCUCGGCGCCAGAGCUAUGAUACCCGGUAAUUAUUUCCCAGCAAGAACUCAUCCAUUUGGACCAUUGCAGUCUUGGUCAGGAGUGCAGCAGCUCUACGCCGGGAAAUCUAAGAUAACGUCAUUGCCAUGUGAACGGAUACAGUCGCCGUCUCCGGGAAGCGAUUCCCCUACAGACUCAUCAUCUCCCGAGGGAGUCUGCCAACCCAAGCUAACAGAACACAGGACCAACAGGGAGGGUCUCCAUGUUCAUUCACAUGCAAAACGUUCGGAAUCGGACGAAGAUGGGAAGAGUUUUGAACAAACUGUGGCAGAAAACAGUGAAGAUGACAAUGAUGACUUAGAUAUGACGUCAGUUUUUGAGGACUCCCGAUCCCCUUCGGAACAUAACGGUGGUGAUCAUAAAUCAGUAGUUACUGAACGAUCUGGUCCCGUUUCAGUUAAAACACGACGACGAAGGACUGCUUUUACGAGUGAACAGUUACUGGAGCUAGAAAAAGAAUUUCACGGCAAAAAGUACUUAUCGCUCACUGAACGAUCUCAUAUUGCACAUAACCUAAAACUAAGCGAAGUUCAAGUCAAAAUCUGGUUUCAAAAUAGGCGAGCGAAAUGGAAACGAGUCAAAGCUGGGAUGAUCCACGGAAGAGCGGGGCCAGAGGUAUCGAAUAAACCCAAAAUAGUUGUACCGAUUCCAGUCCAUGUCAAUAGACUCGCCAUUCGCUCACAACACCAGCAGCUUGAGAAAACAAUUCGAACACAGCAUGCGCAUGCGCAGACAUUUGACCACCCGUCAUUUGAUCAACAAAUAAAAAUACCAAACUAAUACAGACCUAACAUAUGUAAGGAAAUACUUUUCUACAAACAAGAAAAUAUUGCACCGUGAUCAUUUUUUGAGUUUCUCAUCAUUUAGAAGAUUUAAUUUUAUCUUGACAAUUUUGACAACUCCGCCCAAGACGUAAGCUCUGCUAUCUGGUUACCUUAAUUAAGGAAGGGCAGCGUGAACACUACGAGCACUCUCUUUAUUCUUCUAAUGAACUGCGUGACGAAUUGUAGAGAGCCGAAAUUUCCGGCGUUUACACAGACUGUUUGACAAGAUGGCCAUACUCCCAAAUUUAAAUAUCACAAUAUUUAUUCUUUCCUACAAAAAACCUCCCCAACGUGCACAGUGCUGAUGGAGAAUUGCAUAGCAAACUGUCAAACUGAAUAAGACGUCUUUUGCAGUGUAGCGCAUACAUUACACACCGUCACACGUGUAUAUUGAACGAUUGGCUCGAUUUGUAUGUCAAUAACUAUGGACUCUCUUAAUCCAGUUUUGUAGAGCACAUGAUUAGAACUAUGCAUCAAAUCUCAAUAAAUA